Molecule: messenger RNA, 3250 nt
Organism: Marmota monax (woodchuck)
Lineage: Eukaryota; Metazoa; Chordata; Mammalia; Rodentia; Sciuridae
Product: cytochrome P450 2C18
Exons: 9
Coding region: 204-1676 (490 amino acids)
Biological process (GO): xenobiotic metabolic process
Cellular component (GO): cytoplasm; intracellular membrane-bounded organelle
Molecular function (GO): iron ion binding; heme binding; oxidoreductase activity, acting on paired donors, with incorporation or reduction of molecular oxygen, reduced flavin or flavoprotein as one donor, and incorporation of one atom of oxygen
Source: RefSeq, a predicted model, not a curated record
AAAAGAGGGCAACAGUAAAUAACAGUUUAGUUUUAACUUUAUCAGGUGACAAACGUAUUCUCAGAAGGGAAUGGAAUUUUUCCUGUUGACUGACUCAGCAUUUUAUAUGUAAAUAGGACAUAUUUUGAAUUAUGAGGGAGAACUAUAAAAGCUUUAUAUUGAUUGCAAGCUCACAUUUGUUUCAGUAAAAAGAGAAGACUUCAAUGGAUUUAGCUGUCAUCCUGGUGCUCAGUCUCUGUUGUCUGCUUCUCUUCUCAUUAUGGAGACAGAGCUCUGGGGGAAGGAAGCUCCCACCAGGCCCCACUCCUCUCCCAAUUCUUGGAAAUAUCUUACAAAUAGAUGCUAAAAACAUUGGCAGAUCUUUAAGCAAUUUAUCAAAAGUCUAUGGCCCUGUGUUCACUCUGUAUUUGGGCAAGAAGCCCACUGUGGUGUUGCACGGAUAUGAAGCCGUGAAGGAAGCCCUGAUUGAUAGUGGAGAAGAGUUUUCUGGAAGAGGCAGUUUCCCAGUGGUUGAUAGAACAAGUACAGGUCUUGGAAUCAUUUUAAGUAAUGGAAACAGAUGGAAAGAAAUGAGACGCUUCUCAGUCGCGACCCUGCGGAGUUUUGGGAUGGGGAAGAGGAGCAUUGAGGAAUGUGUUCGAGAGGAAGCUCGCUGCCUUGUGGAGGAGUUGAGGAAAACCAAGUGCUCUCCCUGUGAUCCCACCCUUUACCUGGGCUGUGCUCCCUGCAAUGUGAUCUGCUCCAUUGUUUUCCAUAAUCGUUUUGAUUAUAAAGAUCAGCAUUUGCUAAGUUUUUUGGAAAAAUUUGAUGAAAACCUCAAGAUUCUGAGCUCACCAUGGAUCCAGGUCUGCAAUAAUUUUCCUGCUCUCAUUGAUUAUUUCCCAGGGAGUCAUAAAAUAUUUCUUAAGAAUAUUGCCGAUAUGAAACAGUAUUUUUUUGAGAAAAUAAAGGAACACCAAGAAUCCCUGGAUAUUAAUAAUCCUCGGGACUUCAUCGACUGCUUCCUGAUUAAAAUGGAAGAGGAAAAGUACAACCAAGAGACUGAAUUUACCACUGAAGCCUUGAUAACCACUGUGAAUGAUCUAUUUGGAGCCGGGACAGAGACAGUAAGUUCCACUCUGAAAUAUGGAAUCCUGCUCCUGUUGAAGUACCCAGAGAUUACAGCUAAAGUUCAGGAAGAGAUUGACCAUGUGAUUGGCAGACACCGAAGUCCCUGCAUACAGGACAAGAGCCAUAUGCCCUACACAGAGGCUGUCGUGCAUGAGAUCCAGAGAUACAUUGACCUCCUGCCAACCAGUGGGCCCCGUGCAACAACCUGUGACAUUAAAUUCAGAAACUACUUCAUCCCCAAGGGCACAACCAUAAUAGUAUCACUGACAUCUGUGCUACAUGACAGCAAAGAAUUCCCCAACCCAGAGAAGUUUGACCCUGGCCAUUUCCUGGAUGAGAGUGGCAAAUUCAAGAAGAGUGACUACUUCAUGCCUUUCUCAACAGGAAAACGAAUGUGUACAGGAGAAAGCCUGGCCCGGAUGGAACUGUUUUUAUUUGUGACCACCAUUUUACAGAACUUUCACCUGAAAUCUGUGGUUGACCUAAAGGAUCUUGACAUCACUCCCGUUACCAGGGGAUUUGCCUCUGUGCCACCCAAAUACCAGCUUUGCUUUGUUCCUGUCUGAAGAAGAGCAGUCUGUCUGCCUACUGCUGUCAUCUGGAAUUUCCUCUUUGGGGCAUGCUCCACCUCCUUCCCUAUCAGGCCUGCCUUCUCUGAUCUACUUCUCACCACCUUAUUUCUUUGAAAUCCAGUGAACACUAAACCCCUAUUACAGAGAAUUUCCUCAGUUUUCACAAAUAAUACAUGCUUCCUGUUUACGUAUGUAACACUUGCAUUAGCUAUUCUGUAUUUUAACACUCUUGUGAGUUUUUCCUAUGGCAUCACUGUUAAACCAAAAAAAAAAAAAAAACUGGGGAAAAAUUAUGUUAAGUGAAAUAAACCACACACAACAAGAUAAACACCACAUGAUUUUUACUUUUAUGUGUAAUACAAAAAAGUUACACAUUUAUAAUAGUGAUAAGUAUUGGUUACUAGAAUGUGGAAAGGGGUGACAGUGUGAGAGAAUGGGGAAAGAGAAGUUGGUUAAAGGAUACAAAGUUUUGUGUAGACAGGAGGAAUGAGUUCUAAUGAUCUCUUGCUGAACAUGGUAACUAUAGUUAACAACAAUGCCUUGCAUAUUUUAUAAUAACUAAAAUGGGAGACAUUAAACAUCCUCCCCAUAAAGAAAGUUCAAGGAUAUGAGAUAAUGACCAUGUUAAUGAGCCUGAUUUAAUUAACCUUCCAUGCGUACAUGUAUCAUAUUAUCAAAAUGUACCCCACAAAUACAUAUGAUUACUACUUGUGAACAACAACAAAAAAAGGAAGUAGAUUGAAAACAAAAAGUGCAAAUGAAAACUACAUUUUAUCCAUUUUUAUCACUCUUUAUUGGUAAAUGAGAAUAUAUUAAUCAAGUAGUGACAAAAUGUGUAGAACAAAAGGGAGUCUGAUAUUCAGAAAGUCAAUUUCUCAAUGUCUACUAUUAAUAUCUUACUAAAAUUUGUAAUCUUCCUUUCACCACUACCUUCCAUCAUUUAUCUUCUAAUUCCCCUUACUCUGCUUUUGCACUUUGCAUGCUUUUCUUUUUCUUUUUUCAACUUAUACUUUCUCAUAAACCUAUGAGAUAGAUCAUAUUUGUAUUAGUUACCACUACUGCCUUAACAAAUUACCACAAAUAUAAUGACUCAAAACAAUAGAGAUUAAAAGUCUUAUAAUUCUGGGGUUCAAAGGUCAAGUAUCAUCUCCCUUGGAUUAAGAUGAUUCUACCAGUGUGGAUGAUUCCUUUGGAGGCUCUAGGGGAGAUUCCAUUUCCCUGAUUUUUUCAUCUUGUAGAGGCUGCCAGAAUCCUUUGGCUUGUGAGUCCUUUGUCACAUCAAUUCAACCUCAGCCAUCACAUCUGCCCUUUCCCCAUGCCCUUAGUGAUUACAUUGGUUCCAUCCAGAUCAUCCAGUAGAAUAUAUGCAUACCAUGGUCCUUGAUAUUUCUGAGUCUGCAAGGCACUCUGACAAAUAUUGAGUUUAAUAAAAAUCCCUCUUUCAUUCACCUUGCUACAAAGUAGUACUCCUGUUGCUUAAAUCCUAAACCACUAUCAUCUUAAAUAUUAGCUUAUUUUAUAUUUGAUAUAUCAUUAAAAUCCAAUAAAUAAAUGAAUUAAUCUCUGUA